CGUUGCACUGCACACACAACACUUUCAAUAUAUUUCGGGUUGUGAAUUAUUAGCAAUUUAAAGUUAGUUUGUUGUGAUUGUAACACACGCCGAGUUUAGAGCUGAUUGAUAAAGUUAAAAUCAUUUCAAUGAUAUGAAAUGGUAAAUCAACAGUUGACAUAAUUUGUGCGAAACAAAUUCGAUGCUCAUCAAGUUGAAUAAAACGUAAUAAACUGACAAUUAAACAGUUAUUUUGCGAGCUCAUAGUGUGCAAAUCGCUGGUCCUGUUUUCGUGGAAGCUGUAAACACAUUCAAUUCUAAGAUCAAAUUGUGAAUUAAACGCCAUUUAAAGCAAAAACAUUUUCAAACAAAGAGCAUUGGCGCGGGGCUGCCAAGCUAUGUGAAAAGUUUGUGGCAACUCUCUUUGGAAAUACCAAAUAAAAAACAACAAAAAAUAUACCAAGAAUUCAUAAAAUACAAUUAACGCAUGAUAACAGCAAACAUUUUUAGACUUUAACAACCAAAUAACGUAAUAAACUUUAACGUAUUCGAAUUUUCCUUAAUUACAAAAGUUACUGUGUCAAGUCAAGGUUGUAUAACUUAACAGUGAGAUAAAGUGAAAUUAGUGAGAAGAAAGAAAAUAUACCAAGUGCUGGGCAACACUCGUGAAUUGUGUGGGAUCAAAAAUGCCAAAACUUGUGCGGCAACGUAUAAAUUGAACUGCAACCAAUUUUAUUGCACGACAAACAGCUAAACGGGAAAGAAACAAACCGACGCCACAUUUAAACUGCUGUCUUCAACUGCCGAGAAGCAGAGGCUAAUUAACCAACAACAUGUUGCCCGCCAACAACGCAGGCGUUGCAAGUCAAGCACAAAUCAAGAGGGAUUUGUCCAUCACCAUGAAACCGGGAAAUUCUACAACAACUACAACAACAAUGGCAGGACAAGAGGAGCAACAACAACAACAACGUUAUUUGCCCAUUGCCAGCAUGCCCAGCAAACCUUGCAACAUAACAAUUAGCAGUUACAAUCAUGCAUCAAAUAACAACAAUCAUAAUAUUAAUAAUAGUAACUUGAACAAAGGCAAACUGCUGCAGAAGCAGUUGAAUGCCACACCAGUUAUUCAACUGAUGGCAACUUCAACGUCGCCAUCGAUAUCGACAUCGGCAGCGGCAGCAACAACAAAUGGCAACAAAUCCAUUGCUGCAAAUUCGCUGCUCUCCAUUUUAACACUCAAAGCGACAGCCAUAAAUAAUAACAAUAACAGCUGCAGCAAUAAUUCCAAUAUUAAUCCUAAUACUCAACAACAGCAGUCGUCAGUGCUGCGACCUGCUCCUGGACAGCAACAACAAAAUGGUGGCAAAGGAGUCGCAGCAACAGCAGCCGCGGCAGCAACUUCGCUGACACUCUUGACGACGUCGACCCACAAAUCAGCAGCUGCCACGCCGCAAAUUUCGUUGAUAUCAUCGAAUCCACUGAAGUCGCAUCCUCCCGUCAUACUCAGCAAGGCAGCCGUGGAGAAGAUACGUUUCAAAUUCGGCCAGGUCCAAGCGCAGGCCAACUCGGGAGCUCUUAUUCUCAAUAAGCCGCUGAAGAGCAACAACAACAGUAAUACGAUUAACAAUAACAACAGCAAUUCAAGUGCCAAGCCGACAACGGAGAGCGUGCAGACAACGCCCAAGCCCACAGUCGCAUCCGCAACUAUUGCGAUGCCCACGCCCAUGCCCUUGCCGCUGGCCACGCCCAUGCCGACGCCCUUGUCUACGUCCAUGCCACUGAAUCCUACAGCGAGUGCUGUGCUGCCAGAGUUAAAGAUUAGCACGCUGCCAGCCACGGUUAAUUUCAAUGGUGCCAAAUUUCUAAAGAUGCAAGGUGACACUUUGGCCGUGGUGAUGCCACCAUUGGUGGCCGCUACUAACUCAAGUGUAACUGUAACAAGCAGCAACAGCAACACCAGCGGCUGUCAAACAGCAGUUUCGCCCAAUAAGCUGCAGCGUUCCAAGUCCUUGGCAGGCAACAUGGUUGCAGCUGUCCAGGCGGCAAACACGCAAAGCAAUGCCACCGAACGUCGUCACUCGGUGGCCAUUAUGUCCAAGGAAGUGGACGUGGUGGAGCAACCAAUUGCCAUAGAAACCAUCACCAUAGACGACGAUGAUGAUGAGGAAGAGGAACAAAAACUGCCGCAACAGCAGCAGCAACAGGAGCAACAGCAGCAGCAACAACUCUUGUUGACCACGCCAUCGACACAAACGUCCAGAAAGAGUUCGACAGCAAGUCGCAGCAGCAUUGCCAGCAUUGCGAGCAGCCACACGACGGGCAGCACCAGCAGCUUGGAGAUGAUCAUACUUCCGCCAGCAACGGCAACACCAGCUGCUAAGGCAGAGCAACCAGAGAAACGUCCACAGGAACAACAGCUAGCCAAGAUUAGCAUAGUGAAAGCAGAAACGUUGCCUGUAUCCAAAGAAGACUUUGAGAAAUCGCUGCACUGCCCCGAACAAGUUGAACAGAACUCGCCACCUUGUGCAGUCAAAAAAUCAACAGCACCAUCAUCAACAUCAACAAUAGGUUCAUCAUCGUCAUCAUCAUCAUCGACGACAACAACUGGGAGUAUCACACUAACGCCCAUCAACCGGCUGCUUAAUCAGGAGCAGCCGCAAGCAGAUGAUGUUCCAUUCGAUAAAAAGAGCGAUUGUAAACGUAACAUGCAGCUUACCUUUGGCAUGCUGACAUGGCAGGAUCAGCAGCCGAGCACGCUCGAUAGUUCCACAAUGCGUUUCACGCUCAAUCGCUAUAAUUUGCUGCAGGUGGCGGAGCGUUGUAAGCCACGCCAGCCACCAUACAACUACUUUGAUCGUGCGCUCUUCGAUCGCACCACCAAGCGUCCAACAACCAGUUCGCAUCCUUUAUUGUAUUUGUGUUCGCGCUGCAAUUGUCAUGGUCCUGCCUCCGAUUUCCUGGCUCCACGUUUCUGUUCCAUUUGCUGUGUGAAACGCGCAUUCAAGCGUCGCCUGCCCAGUGCGCCAGGCAAUGGUAGCGAAAGCAAGGCAGCGAAACUAAGCAAUGGUCAUGCUCCACAACAACAACAACAACAACAGCAGCAGCAGCAACACAACCAACAGCAACUCAAGCAGCAGCAACAACAGCAACGCGAUCGUGAACGUGAACGCGAUCGCAAGCGUGAGCGCAAAACGAUGCCAGCUAAGCGUCCCUUCCGCUGGACCGAGUAUCUUAAAGCAAAGGGUACUGGACCUGCAGCGCCUAUACAUCUGUUUCUCAAUCCGUUUCCCAUCACACCCAAUUGCUUUGAACGCGGCAUGAAACUGGAGGCCAUUGAUCCCGAGAACUGUUCGCUGUUCUGCGUCUGCACCAUUGUUGAGGUGCGUGGCUAUCGCUUGAAGCUCAAUUUCGAUGGAUAUGCGAGCAUGUACGACUUUUGGGUAAAUGCCGAUUCGAUGGACAUCUUUCCACCUGGUUGGUGCGAACGAACUUCGCAUAUUUUGCAAGCGCCCAAAGGCUAUUGCCCUGAUCGUUUUACCUGGUAUCGCUAUCUGGUGAAAACCAAUGCCAAGGCAGCGCCCAAAGCGCUCUUCACACAUCUCAAUGGCCCCACGCAGACACGCAUCAAUGGCUUCCAAGUGGGCAUGCAUCUGGAGGCUGAGGAUCUCAAUGAUACGGGCAAGAUUUGUGUGGCCACCGUGGCGGAUAUAUUGGACGAACGCAUACGCGUUCACUUCGAUGGCUGGGAUGAUUGCUACGAUUUCUGGGUGCACGUCAAUUCACCGUACAUACAUCCAUGCAGUUGGCACGAGGGACGCCAACAGCUGAUUGUGCCACCAGACUAUCAGAAUAUAGUCUUCAACUGGGCCGAUUACAUUGCCGAAGUGGGCGGCGUGGCAGCGCCUGUGGAGCUGUUCUCGCCACGCGAUCCCAUGGAGUUUCAGCCGCGCAUGAAACUCGAGGUGGUCGAUCAACGCAAUCCCAGCCUCAUACGUCCGGCGACGGUCAUCACCCGCAAGGGUUACCGCGUCCAAUUGCAUCUGGAUUGCUGGCCCACGGAGUAUUACUUUUGGCUGGAGGACGAUAGUCCCGAUUUGCAUCCCAUUGGCUGGUGUGAGACCACCUCGCAUGAGCUGGAAACGCCGCCGGGCUUCCUUCAACGCCCCUCGGCCAUGCCCUGCGAUGUCGACGGCUGCCGUGGCUUUGGCAAUGCCAAACGCUUCAAUCUCAAUGUGCACGCGUUCCGUGAUUGCUGUCCGUAUGCGCCAGAGAAUUGGCGUCAGUGGCGCGCAAAGACCGUGAAGCCUCCUCGCGUGCUGCCCGAGCACAUCAAACAGGCCAACUCAACAAACAAACCGAAAGAGUCAUCACCGUUGCUGCUGUCCCGUCUGAGCACAAACACAAAGCCCAUUGCCGCCGAGAAGAUAAAAACGAAGCAGGAGAAAUCACAGCUUAGGCACAGUGUGGAUUCGGUUGAGUUUAAACCUAAGAUGAAGAGUGAGGAUCAGAAGCCGGUGAUGAAGAAGGAGCCACUUACGGUCAAGCGUGAAACGGCCCCAGCGACUUCACUCACUCUGUCCAUUGCCAAACCAAUUGUGGCCGAUUACGGGCCACAAAUGCAACGCAACUAUCAGCUUUGGCAGAAGAACAGCGAGUUUGAUAUGGCGCAAGUGAAGACCAACCCAUUGUACUGGACCACCUGGGAUGUGUAUGAGUUUGUGGAGCGUGCGCUAAAGUCCGCCAGCAUUGCCCAGCAGCUGUUCGAUGAGGAGAUCGAUGGUCGAGCGUUGCUGAUGAUGGGACGCAACGAUUUGGCCACAUACUUCAAACUGAAGGUGGGCCCAACUGUGAAGCUCUUCUCGCUGAUUGUCAAUCUGCGCAUUGCGGUCGCCUGCAAAUUCAAGACCAUGCGCUGCGGUCUCAAUAUUCAACGUGCCAGAUUCCCACUGCCAAACAACAAAGCCACAAAGCCGGAGCUAGACAAUCAUUCGGCAUCUUCGCCUAACAGUAUGAAACAGGACGAAGAGGAAGAGUUAACCGACGAGGACGAUGUCAUACUGGAUGCCGAUGACUUUCUCAACGUUAAACCGCGACACAGCAUGAACAUAACUCACACACGAGAUGGGGAUGUCACGAUGCUCCCGUCGAGAGUGGCUAGCAUAUCGUAGAAUGCAUGAUGCAGCAUGUUUAUAUAUUAGGUUUACAGUUGUCCUCCAAUUUGAUUAGUUGACUUAUCCCAAAACACAAAAACACACAUUGUUAUCUUCUUUCAACUGAUAUUGAACUACAAACAAUAUCUCAUCUAUUAUUUAUAGUACUACAUUAUUGAUUUAAGCAAAUUCGAUUUAGUGUUACCAACUAUAUCUUUAUUAUGUCUCUACAUGCGUUCUGCGUUUGAGUUCACUCAAUAA
Drosophila albomicans is the source of this 5387-nucleotide messenger RNA. RefSeq lists its product as uncharacterized. Gene Ontology annotation, molecular function: sequence-specific DNA binding; zinc ion binding. The transcript has 5 exons. Gene Ontology annotation, biological process: regulation of DNA-templated transcription. NCBI's taxonomy places the organism in Eukaryota, Metazoa, Arthropoda, Insecta, Diptera, Drosophilidae. Gene Ontology annotation, cellular component: nucleus. The coding region runs from base 813 to 5144 and encodes 1443 amino acids. The record is from RefSeq and is a predicted model, not a curated record.